GGAAACACUAAAAGAAACAAAAAAGCUAUUAGAAAUUGUUGUUACAACUCCUAUGUCAACUUUUCUUCGUAAUACUAUGACCCAGGAUCGCCUUACAGCGUUGUCGAUGCUGUUCAUUGAAAAGGAAUUUAUUUCAACCAUGGAAAAUUUCAACGGGAAGGUGAUCAACAAAUUUGCUGCCAAGAAGGAGCGCAGGAUCGAACUGACAUAAAAAAUCAGUAAGUUCGGAUUUGCAGAACACCUGUUUUAUUUUGCCAUGAGCCACCACUGCCUAAAUCAAUUUGCAAAGGUUUCAGUUUCUUAUAAAACACAUAGAAGUUA
Messenger RNA from Acanthoscelides obtectus, 321 nucleotides. The record is from the annotation of a GenBank genome assembly. NCBI's taxonomy places the organism in Eukaryota, Metazoa, Arthropoda, Insecta, Coleoptera, Chrysomelidae.